Messenger RNA from Sesamum indicum (sesame), 908 nucleotides. Its product is annotated as extracellular ribonuclease LE. The record is from RefSeq and is a predicted model, not a curated record. Gene Ontology annotation, cellular component: extracellular region. Gene Ontology annotation, molecular function: RNA binding; ribonuclease T2 activity. Gene Ontology annotation, biological process: RNA catabolic process. Lineage: Eukaryota; Viridiplantae; Streptophyta; Magnoliopsida; Lamiales; Pedaliaceae.
AUGCCGAGCUUGUCUUGAUAAUAAACAUGAAAGGCGGAGUACUCAGAGACCAAAAUACAUAUGGGUAAAUCCGGGUGCAGCUUCAUCCUUCUGGAGCUUCUACUGCUUCAAUGUCUCAUUUCAUUGGGACAGGGCUACGAUUUCUUUUACUUUGUGCAACAGUGGCCAGGCUCAUACUGUGACACCAAAAGAAGCUGUUGCUACCCCACUGCCGGAAAGCCCGCCGCCAACUUCACUAUCCACGGCCUUUGGCCUAAUUAUAACAAUGCUACCUAUCCAUCCAACUGCAACAAGAAUAGCCCUUAUGAUGGAACCAAGGUUAACGACAACCAGUCAACCACGCUGAUAAAAAUGGACCGUACAAUCGUGGUGGUUUCGGAUUUGUUUAGUAGACUGGAAGUGAGUUGGGCAACAUUAGCUUGCCCGACGAACAACGGGACCAAGUUCUGGAGUCAUGAAUGGGAGAAACAUGGCACUUGUUCUGAGUCAGUUUUAGACCAGCAUUCGUAUUUUGAAGCUACUCUUAACAUUAAGGACAAGGUUAACCUACUUCACAUACUCGAAGCUGCAGGAAUCCGACCAGACGACAAUUUUUACAAAGUGGAGGAUAUUAAGGAAGCCAUAAAAGCAGGAACCGGUUAUGAUGCAGCCGUAGAAUGCAAUUCUGAUCCAUCACGAAACGGGCAGCUCUUCCAAGUUUAUCUGUGUGUUGAUGCUUCUGCCAAAGACUUAAUUGAGUGUCCAGUUCUUCCCAAGAGGAAAUGCAAGUCCUCCAUUCAGUUUCCAAUCUUUUAGUGACUUGUUUGGUUGCACAACAUCUUAUUUGAAAUAAACUCUGGAUUCUCAGAAUUCAUGGAACUCAUUGUUUGUCGUAAAAUUAAGCCCCUAUAUAAUUUGUAUUCCACAUA